AUGGAACUGAAUCGGUGGCAGCAACAAACAACAUACUGCCAAGCGAAUAGUGACUACGUAGAACAAGCUACAGGUGCCUUCGUUCACAUUGCUGCAGUAGUUCUCUUCAAAGUGGAAGCCAGGAUGGUAGCAUAUCCAAUGAACAAAGUCAGCUUCUGUUGUUUUUGGUGUCCUCUCACUCGUCUACUUGUUCAGUCAUCCACAGGACAUGACUUCCAAUGUGCCAAUGGAUCCUCUGUUCCACCAAAGGAAGCAUGAAAUUUCACCAACCAGCGCGAAGAUAGCAGUGAUGAAAAACAUUGUUCUUCCUAUGAAACAUGUGACUUUGAAACUGACCUAUGCAAUAUGAUUCAUAAUGGGAACUUACAGACUGGAUGGACUAGGAGAAAUGGCCUGACCGAUAUGAGAUCUCCACAUUCUGAUCACAACGGGAAUAAAACUGCCUAUUUCCUCUUAUUGUCCUCUGAAGUGACCUUAUCUCCUGCAACUUUAAGGAGCAGAGUUUUCCUCCCUACUGAUAGCAAACACAUUUGCCAGAUUGCAUUUUACUAUUGGAUUGGUCAAAUGAGGGGAACGUUGAUGGUGGGAUUCCAAACACGUUCUGAUGGUGCUUUUAAAAACAUCUGGCAAGAAGCAGGAGGGCCACAAAACCAGUGGAGAACAAAUGUGAUCACAAUCAAUAGCACUGAAAAAUUUGAGGUUGUCAUUCAAGGGACACUUGAGGCCUGGGGACCAGAUGACACCAUUGCUAUUGAUGAUAUUUCUUUCAGUGGUGGAUGUUUUCCAGCAUUUGAGCAGCACUUUUGCAGUUUCGAGCUUGACAUGUGUCACUGGAAUUCAGAUUCAUCGUUUGAACACGUUUCCUGGGUGCGCACAAAAGCAGAAAAUAAUCUUGCCUCAAAAUCAGCUCCCCUGAAAGAUCAAAGCAAUGAUACUGGAGGUCAUUACGUGUGUGUGACAGCUAAUGACAACACAUUAUACAAAAGUGCUUAUCUUAACAGCUCCAUGUAUCACUGCUUUGGCAAGAAUUGCCAUUUUCAGUUUUAUUACUCCAUGGCAGAUAGCAGUGUUCUCAAAGUGGUACUGUAUACUAACAAGGAGGAACAAGUACUGUGGGAAACCAACACAUCAACUAACAAUGAGUGGGUCAGAGCAGAUGUGCAGGUGCCAGCAAGUCUGAAAAAAUUAAAGCUUGUGUUUGAAGGAACUAUUCAGAGCAGGACAGGGUUUAUCUGUCUGGAUAACCUCCAGUUCUCAGACUGGGCAACAGAAUCACCGGAGCUCUGCUCCCCAGAGGAGUUCACCUGUGCCAAUGGCCAGGGUGUUGCCAGUGGAUCAGCCUGUGAUUACCAGCUGGACUGUUCUAAUGGAAGUGAUGAAGAUCCAACAGCUUGUUCAAAUUAUACUAUGUGUAACUUUUAGUCUGAUUUUUGUGGAUGGAAGCCAUUAAAUACAGAAGAUGCUAAGUGGAAUAUAAUAAAAGGAGAGACUUCCAAUGACACAAAACUUCCCAACAGAGAUCAUACAACCAACAGUGAACACGGAUCAUUCAUUUAUUUUGGAGGAUCACUGCAGGCAAACACGAAACCUGUCAUGUCCCGCCUUGGGAGUCCUAUCCUUACUAAGCUGUCCUUUGACUCUGUCCAUUGUCAGAUAAUACUUUGGUAUCAGUUGUCUCAGGAUUCCCAGGUCUCUGUCUUUAAGAGAACCAUCCUUGGUGAGGAUUUGCAAAAACUAAGCGACAUGACAGGUUUGUCCAAGAGGCAGUGGACUAAAGCAAAUAUUCUUAUAGAAAGCAAACCUGAGGAAAUAUCACCAUCUUUCCAGAUCAUUUUACAAGCCACUGUUCUAUCAGAGAAUGCCACUGUUGCUAUAGAUGACAUCAGUAUAACAAUGGAAUGUGGUAUUGCGUAUAAAUCAAUUUCAGAUACCAGCCAAGAAAGCAAAGCUGCUAAAUGUGACUUUGAAACAGACAGCUGUGGCUGGUUUGAGACUGUUAGUGCAGAUGGAUUUGACUGGGUAAGAAGCUCCAGAAGUGCACUUCCAUCUGCUUUUCAGAAACAAGCCCCGCGAGAGGAUGAUACCUAUAACAAAUCUGAAGGUCAUUUUAUGUUAAUUCUGAGAAGCAGCAGCAGCAUUUCACAGGUUGCUCAAAUACGAAGCCCCAAGUUCAACCAGGCUGGAUCAGGUUGCACAGUGUCCUUCUGGUAUGAAUUAAGUUUUAUUUUAAAUUUGUGGAACAUCUGACAUUGCUUCUGUUGGACUGAAAUUAAGGUUAGAAUUUCCAGUAGUAAUUAUACUGUCCUCUGGAGGGUGUACUAUAAUCAAGGAGAGCAGUGGUUAAAGGCUUUCAUUCAGCUUGGCCACCUACCAUGGCCCUUCCAAUUAUCACUGUAUAAAGUCAGCCUUGGAUUUUAUGAUGGUGUCUCAGCAAUUGAUGAUAUACAUUUUGAGAACUGUGCUCUUCCACCUCCAACAGUAAGCUGUGAAGGUCCUGAUCGUUUCUGGUGCCGAGACACAAAGGCUUGCAUCGACAGUUUAUUGGUGUGUGAUCUCGUGGAUGAUUGUGGGGAUGGUUCUGAUGAGGAAAAUUGCAAACCUGAGCUACAGUGUAAUUUUGAAAAUGGGCUAUGCAACUGAAACCAGAACAUGGAUGACAACUUUGACUGGACCAGAAACCAGGGCCCAACUUCCACAUUUGCCACAGGACCAAUAAAGGAUCAUACUUUGGGUAUAGUCAAGGGGCAUUAUCUAUACAUAGAAUCCUCAGAACCGCAAGUCUUCCAAAAUAGAGCAGUUUUGCUGAGUCUGAUUUUUAAUGACACUUCCACUGGUGGCAAUAAAAGCUGUAUUUUCCGCUUUCAUUAUCAUAUGUUUGGAAAACACAUUUAUGAGCUGUCAGUCUUCUGGAGAAUUUUGAGCAACUCAAAGGGUCAUCUGCUGUGGCAGAAGUUUGGAAAUCAAGGGAACAGAUGGAUACGGCAAAUACUCAAUAUUACAAGUGCUAAGCCUUUUCAGAUCUUGGUGGAAGGUACUGUGGGAGAUGGUUUCUGUGGAGACAUUGGAAUAGAUGACUUGUCCUUUACAGACUGUAGCUUUUACAAUGGAAAUUUGCCAACUAUCUCAUCAACACCCUCAGGAACUUCAGUUCCUGCAACACUCCUUACGAACAAUUGCACAGAGAAAGAAUUUGUCUGUAGAGAAAUGGGCCACUGCAUCCAGAUGAUCCAGAGAUGUGAUUUCAGACCUGACUGCUCUGAUAAGUCUGAUGAGUCCUCUUGUGCAGUGGAAGUUUGUGAUUUUGAAGGUGAAAAUUUAUGUGAAUGGUAUCAAUCAGUAAGAGAAGUGGCAGCAGCAACUGUUUCAGUCCAUUCCACUAGUGCAUUCCAGUGGGGCCUUGGAAAUGGAGCAACCGUGCAUCCUGGGGAAGAAAACCACAGGCCAUCAACUGAUCACACAAUGGUUACUAAAGAAGGCUGGUAUCUGUAUGCAGAUAGUUCAAAUGGAGAAUUUGGUCAUACUGCUGACAUUGCCACUCCAGUCAUUUCACUCACUGGACCCAAAUGCAAACUGGUAUUUUGGAAUCAUAUGAAUGGUGCAACAGUUGGUUCUCUGCAGGUACUCAGUAAAAUUGAUGAUGUUACAGCUGUCCUUUGGGUUCAAAGUGGCUCCCAAGGCGCUCAGUGGAACAGAGCAGAAGUGUUCCUAGGAAUUCACUCUGAUUUUCAGAUUAUUUUCAGGGCAAAACGUGUCAGUUAUGUGGGAGAUGUGGCAGUGGAUGAUAUUUCCUUUGAAGAUUGUUCCCCUUUGCUGAUCCCAGACAGACCCUGCACUUUUGAAGAAUUCACAUGUGCCAAUAAGUACUGCAUCCCAAAGGAUAAUCUGUGUGAUUUUGUGAAUGACUGUGCUGAUAACUCAGAUAAGAGCCCUAACAUUUGCAGUACAUCCAUGGGGCAUUGUGAUUUUGAAUUUGAUCUUUGUGCCUGGGAGCAGGAUCAGAAUGAUGACUUUGAUUGGAAUCUCAGAACUGGCAGCAUCCUGAAAUCUAGCCUUGGACCAGCUGCUGAUCAUACCUUGCAAGGGCCAUCUGGUCAUUACAUCUUCAUAAAGAGCUCAUUCCCUCGGUUGCCAGAGCAGAAGGCCAGGAUUUUCAGUCCCAAGCUAAGCAGAGGAAGCAAAAACUGCAAGAUAUUAUUUUAUUACAAUAUGUAUGGAGUGAACAUUGGAUCAUUAACCAUCUAUCAGGUGACAGCAUCAAACCAAGAAAAAGUCCUAUUCCACCUAACUGGAAACCAGGGAAAUUUCUGGCAGAGGAGGCUGUUGCUUCUGAAUGCAGAUGAGGACUUUCAGAUCACCUUUGAAGGGCAAGUUGGGAAAGAAUACAGGGGCGACAUAGCAAUUGACGACAUCACGUUCACUAAGGAAUGUUUGCCAUCACCUGACUUAUCAGCAGAACCCACAGCACUACCUUCAACAGGCUCCCGCUCACAUGGCUAUUGGGAAUGUCAGAACGGCAAGUGUUACAGACCAGAACAAAGCUGCGAUUUUGUAGAUGACUGCAGGGAUAAUACCGAUGAGAAUGAAUGUGGUACUUCCUGCACAUUUGAGAAAGGCAGAUGUGGCUGGCAAAAUUCCCUAGCUGACAACUUUGACUGGGUUCUGGGAGUCGGCUCACCUCAAAGUCUCAGACCUCCCAGGGACCACACACUUGGAAAUGGAAUUGGAGCAUUCCUAUAUCUUGAAGCUACACCAAUAGGCCUAAGAGAUGAAAAAGCCCAUGUGAAGAGCUCCAGGUGGAAAGAGUCGGGCACAGCUUGUAUGAUGAGUUUUUGGUACUACAAGUCCUCAAAAGCCACAGGACACAUUCAGGUUCUCAUUAAGACGGAGGAAGGACUACGAAGAUUGGCACUAAGCUACCCAGAAAAAUUGUGUUCAUGUGAGUUCUUACUCCAGAAGAGUCCAAGCCACAAAGUUUUGAAUCCAGAUCCAAACUUUCCAAUAGUUAUGUCUAUUCAGAUGUGCAGUUUGGUUGGAGAGAGUCCUAGGGAAUGCCCAGCAGUCACUGAUUUUAUGUGUUGGAACAAGAACUGCGUUCAGUCUCACCUUGUUUGCGACUACAAACCAGACUGCAAGGACCUAUCAGAUGAAGCUGAUUGCAGCCAAUAUACCAGUACCCCUGGAAGCUGUAACUUUGAAACAGGAAACCAAGAUUGGAUUAUUGCAUGUGGAUUAACACAAGAUUCUGCUAAUGAUUUUGAUUGGCGUAUUGGCAACAGGGUUGUCACAGGGCAAAGGGGUCCUGAUGGUGACCACACACCAGGAAAUAUUAAGUUCAUCACAUCAGGUAAUGGACAACAUUUUUUGUAUGUCAACUCAUCUGCGCAGCAGGAAGGAAAUAGAGCAAGGAUAAUUACUUCAAAACUCUUCCCAGCAAGCCUCGGAGUGUGUAGAGUCCGGUUCUGGUUCUGGCUGUGUGAUUCCAGGCAAACAGGAAUUUUAAAGGUGUACACUGUUGAAGAACAUGGAAUGCAUAUUCUGAUGUGGUCUUCAAGUGGAAAUAAAGGAAGCAGGUGGACGUAUGCAAAUAUGGUUCUCUCUAGCAACAGUCCUUUUAGAGUCACAUUUGAAGCUGAAGUGGGAGGGAAUGAGUUCACAGAAGUUGCUCUUGAUGAUACUUCUUUCACCCUGGAAUGCAUGGAUGCAGGAACAGCCAAACCACAACCUCCAACGUGCAGCGCUGACCGGUUCACUUGUGUGUACGUACAAUAGUGUGUACCUCUUGCUGUAAAAUGUAAUGGAGUAGAGGAUUGUAUGGAUGGAGCUGAUGAAAUUAAUUGUCCUAUUGAGAUUCCUACCACGGCUUCUCCAUGGCUUUGCAAGGAAACAGAGUUCCUGUGUGCUAAUAUAGGUUGUACCCCAUCACUCUUGAGAUGUGACAGUGUGCCUGACUGCCAGUUUAAUGAAGAUGAAACUGACACCACAAAGGACUGCUUCAAUGGUUCUUUGUUGUGUGCAUCAGCUAAUACAUGUAUUCCAGUCUCCAAGCGCUGUGGCGGUAUUGCAGACUGCUUUGAUUUCAGUCUUGAUGAAUCCAGCUGUUCAGGUUGUCCAGAAGGAUAUUGCAAAAACGGAGGAACUUGUAUCAUCAAAGACGCUGUUCCUUUAUGCCAAUGUGGAAAAGAAUGGCAAGGAAACCGUUGCCACAUCAAGGUUAAUCCUCCCACUACUUCAGUUUCCAUUCUCCUUCAAAAUGAUAUUUGGACUGGCUUGGGCAUUGCGUUAGCUUUCCUACUGAUCAAAAUCACAGUCACUGUGUUGUAUUUCCUGUGGAAGAAGAAAGUGCCAAGAACGAACCUGGAGGAAAUACAUAAUACUGCAUUCACUAACCCAUUGUACGACGAUCAUAGCUCACCUGGGGAAGUAAAGACCCCUAAGUGUAUUGCCUCACCUGUUGUUCAAAUCAGUGUUUCCCCAUGGCAAAUGCAGCAGGAGCAUGCUUUCAGUAAAGAUACAAGUGCCCCUUCCUUUGCCAGUCAUCUUUAUGGCAAUGCAACAGAAAACAUGGAGAACCUGUACAAUUUCUUCAAAGUAGAUGUACAAUAG
This is a messenger RNA of Chelonoidis abingdonii (Abingdon island giant tortoise), 6603 nucleotides long. The record is from RefSeq and is a predicted model, not a curated record. NCBI's taxonomy places the organism in Eukaryota, Metazoa, Chordata, Testudines, Testudinidae.